Messenger RNA from Olea europaea var. sylvestris, 647 nucleotides. RefSeq names its product 60S ribosomal protein L31. NCBI's taxonomy places the organism in Eukaryota, Viridiplantae, Streptophyta, Magnoliopsida, Lamiales, Oleaceae. Bases 84 to 449 code for a protein of 121 amino acids. Gene Ontology annotation, biological process: cytoplasmic translation. Gene Ontology annotation, cellular component: ribosome; cytosolic large ribosomal subunit. The record is from RefSeq and is a predicted model, not a curated record. Gene Ontology annotation, molecular function: structural constituent of ribosome. The transcript has 2 exons.
AUUCCUUCAAAGCUAUUAGGGUUUCUCUAGCAGCGGCUCGAAGCGCCGGGAAAAAAAAAUUCAGUGUUACAGCGGCGGUAAAAAUGGUGGAAAAGGGCAGCAAGGCAAGGAAAGAGGAAGUCGUGGCAAGGGAAUAUACAAUCAACCUCCAUAAACGCCUGCACGGAUGCACCUUCAAGAAGAAGGCUCCAAAAGCCAUUAAGGAAAUCAGGAAGUUCGCCCAAAAGGCUAUGGGCACAACUGAUGUAAGAGUUGAUGUGAAGUUGAACAAACAAAUCUGGAGCCGUGGAAUCCGAAGCGUUCCAAGAAGAAUCCGUGUCCGCAUUGCACGCAAAAGAAAUGACGAUGAAGAUGCUAAGGAGGAGCUUUACUCCUUGGUAACUGUUGCUGAAAUUCCCGAGGGAGGUCUUAAGGGUUUAGGCACUCAAGUCAUUGAGGAUGAAGAAUAAAUUUAUUUUUCCGUUUCAAGUGUUUACUCAAGUCAAGGUUUUGGUGUAACAGUAAAUUGUUGAGACAAAUGGACCUUUGUUUCCUCUUCGUAUAAUGACAAGAUUCACUUCAAUGGAUGCUGUCAUGUGGUUUAUGAAUGCAUUUCAACCCUGUUUUAGACACAUUAUGAUUCUUGAAUUGAUAUGAUUUUGUUUGUA